Messenger RNA from Leptidea sinapis, 1257 nucleotides. It is a transcript of the gene Sbds, whose product is annotated as ribosome maturation protein SBDS. Lineage: Eukaryota; Metazoa; Arthropoda; Insecta; Lepidoptera; Pieridae. Gene Ontology annotation, biological process: ribosome biogenesis; cytosolic ribosome assembly. The coding region runs from base 87 to 842 and encodes 251 amino acids. The transcript has 2 exons. The record is from RefSeq and is a predicted model, not a curated record.
GAUUAGUACCUUUUAAAAAAUAAAUAAUUGUUUUGAAACUACGUCUUAUAGAUUCAAUGCAUGAGUUCAAAUAAAUAAAUAAAAAGAUGUCGAAAAUAUUUACACCUACAAAUCAGAUUCGUUUGACUAAUGUUGCUAUAGUUCGAUUAAAAAAAGGUGGUAAAAGAUUUGAAAUAGCAUGCUACCGAAAUAAAGUAAUAUCGUGGCGAAACAAAGUCGAAACAGAUAUUGAUGAAGUAUUGCAAACACAUACUGUAUUUACUAAUGUAUCUAAGGGGCAAGUAGCAAAGAAGGAAGAUUUAAUAAAAGUAUUUGGAAAAGACAACCAAACGGAAAUAUGUAAGGAAAUCCUGGAAAAGGGUGAAUUGCAAGUAUCAGAUAAAGAGAGACACUCACAAAUUGACUCUCUUUUGAAAGAUAUUGCCACAACUGUAGCUGACAAAUGUGUUAAUCCUGAAACAAAGUGUCCAUACCCUGUUUCAAUAAUUGAGAAGGCUAUGAAAGAUAUACAUUUUUCAGUAAAUGUUAACAAGAAUGCUAAGCAACAGGCUCUUGAUGUAAUACAACUGGUCAAAAAAGAGUUACCAUUGGAAAGAGCCCAAAUGAGGGUAAGAAUCCUAUUGAGUGGAAAAGAAGCUCGCAAAGUGAGAGACAAGGCUGUUAAGUUGACAACUACAGUUGAAGAAGAAACUUGGGAUGCAGGUACCGCUAACAUAAUAUGCCUCAUAGAUCCUGGAAGUUUCAGAAGUUUAGAUGAUAUGAUAAGAUCAGAAACAAAAGGAAGUGGCCAGUUUGAACUUCUAAGUUUAAAAGAGACUAUUGAAGGAGAACAAAGUCUGUAAAGAUAUAGUUACAGCUAUAAUUACUAUACUAUUCAUACCCAUAGUAUCUUAAUUUCCGACUAUUUGAUAAAUUAAGUUCACUUUAUGUCACAAGUACUAGAAGAGAAACUGCAUAUAUGUUGCAGCUAUAUGUAAGGAAUUUCUUCAUGGAGUAUGUAUAACUUUUUCUUAUCAGUAGUAUGAGAAGCUUUUGAAAAGCUACUACUUUUAAAACCUUUAAAUACACAUUUCUUGACCUGUGAGGUCAAUACAAAAAAAUAUGUCUGAUAUAACAUUUAGUGCAGGUCUCAUUGAUGGAAACAAAUUGGAUGAGAAAAAUUUGAGCAAUUUGUAAUUUUUUAAGAAAACAAUGUUAAUUGAAAAACUUAAAUGUGUUAUUUAUUAAUAUUAAAAACAACUAUUAUUUUUAAACAAA